Pelodiscus sinensis (Chinese soft-shelled turtle) is the source of this 3903-nucleotide messenger RNA. The record is from RefSeq and is a predicted model, not a curated record. Lineage: Eukaryota; Metazoa; Chordata; Testudines; Trionychidae.
GGCCUCUUGUUGAUGGAUCCACCCAGGGGAGGAAAAAAAAUAAAAAACACAAAAGUUCCCAGAGAAGGCAGCAAAGUAGCAGCAGAGAGUUUCAGGGUGGUGGGAGGUGGUGGGGGCACCCUAUAGACCCCCUAUGCAGGCAGGGGAGUUUGCAUGUGUUGCAGGAAGGAGAUAGAGUUACAAGCCCAGUAGCAGAAUCCGGAUUAGUUGCAUUUACAUGAGCACCAGGAGGGGCGGAGAAGAAGAACAACACAGUGCUGUCAACAAGAGGCAGCAGGAGAAGAGUCGGUCCUGGCCCAGAAGGGGCUUCAGAGUGCAAUCUGCAAAGAAACUUUACUCUCCCACCUCCCCGCUACCAGAAGCCGAUCGUGGUGGCCGCUGUUCCCCCCUCCAGUUGUGUUGAGUGGAAUCGGCUUCCCUGAGAAUUUGUAAAAUCAGGGACAGGAGCGAAACAAACGACAGAGUCAGACAGCCGUGGAAAGGGAACCAGGAUCCGCUCCCGGCCCUGGUGAAUGCACUAAGGACUCUGCCUGCUGUCUGGGCCAGAUGGAGCCCCGGCUUGAGCAGGUGGAUCCUGUGGCCACCAAAGGGGAGGAUGUAAACACGGAAGGCACCAGACCUGAAACCUGCCCGCUCGAGGAAGGCACUGCUGGCCUGGGAGAGAGAACCCAGCUGGCAGCAGCUCAAGCCUGCCUGUUGAAUGGGCAGGAGCUAGGAAGCCCAGAGGAGACUGGGGUAUUGCACGGUGAGGAGGCUCCUUCAGGGCAGCGCAGCCCGAGCUGCCAGCCUGAAGAUGCCCCAACGAAGGGUCCGUCCCCGAGAGCAGGGCCCAGUGACGAAGCCGAGCAGCUGGAGCGUGGGGAGCCCGAAGGAGAGGCGGACCCCAAAGAGAAGCAGCGUCCCCCCACGGGAGGCAGCCAAACGGCAGGCGUUUCCUCCCGGCAAGCCUCCACCAUCGCUAGCCCUAGCCUGGGCGCCGUGGGGCAGGUGUCGGAGGCCACCAAGGCCCAGCCCCCAGCCCGCGAGCCCGAGCCCGACUUCUAUUGCGUGAAGUGGAUCAGCUGGAAAGGAGAGAGGACCCCCAUCAUCACCCAGAGCGAGAAUGGGCCCUGCCCGCUCCUAGCCAUCAUGAACAUCCUCUUCCUGCAGUGGAAGGUGAAGCUGUCCCCGCAGAAGGAAGUGAUCACGUCAGACGAGUUGAUGGCGCACCUUGGAGACUGCAUCUUAUCCAUCAAGCCCCAAGAGCAGUCAGAAGGGCUGCAGCUCAACUUCCAGCAGAACGUCAACGAUGCCAUGAUGGUCCUGCCCAAGAUGUCCACGGGCCUCGACGUGAACGUGAGGUUCACGGGAGUCUCCGACUUUGAGUACACCCCAGAGUGCAUUAUCUUUGACCUCCUGAACAUCCCGCUGUACCAUGGCUGGCUGGUGGAUCCCCAGAGCCCGGACGUGGCCCAGGCCGUGGGCAAGCUGAGCUACAACCAGCUGGUGGAGAAGAUCAUCACCUGCAAGCAUUCGAGUGACCCCAACCUGGUCACUGAAGGCCUGAUCGCCGAGCAGUUCCUGGAGUCCACGGCCUCGCAGCUGUCCUACCACGGCCUGUGCGAGCUCAUGGCCGCUGUCAAGGAGGGGGAGCUGAGCGUCUUCUUCAGAAACAACCACUUCAGCACCAUGAUCAAGCACCAGGGCCACCUGUACCUGCUGGUCACAGACCAGGGCUUCCUCCAGGAGGAGAAGGUGGCGUGGGAAAGCCUGCACAACGUGGAUGGGGACAGCUGCUUCUGUGACGCCGAGUUCCACCUGAGCCACACGCUGGGGAAGGAGGCGGCCGGCAGCUCCCCCCAGGAGCAGAGGCAGGUGGACCAGGACUACAUGAUAGCCCUGUCCCUGCAGCAGCAGCAGGGCCCCUCUGCCCUGAGCGACCUGGAGCUUGCACGCCAGCUGCAGCAGCAGCAGCCAGCAACGCCUCCUGUGCAGGGGAGAGCUCAGGCGGCCGGCCGGCCAGCCACGGAGCGCAGGCAGCGGCACAAGCCGGAGUCGGACUGCGUCCUCCUCUAGAGCCGCUCGCCCUCUGCCUGCUGCACGGGGACCCCCUUCCCGUCAGUCCUGCCGCAUCACCGUAAUAACUCCCCGACGGAGCUCGCCUCACCUCUCUUCCUCCCCCUGCACAGGGCCCACUUCCUGGAUGAGCUCCGUCCGGGCUUCCACGCUGGGCGGGUGGAACCUCCUGCCAUGCUGCGGGCGUGUCCCAGGGUCCUGACCUGUGCAUCGCCGCACGGCAGGGGGAGGGGUUGGAGCACUGGGCCUGGAAGGGACCUUGUGGGUGGAGCCUAAGUGGGCUGUGGGUGGAGCCUAAGUGGGCUGUGGGCGUCGCUGUAGGUUUGGCCUUGCCCCCGACGCCCUGCGCGGUGCCUCUGAGCUCACACCAAAGAUGCCCAGUGCUCUCCCGGCUAACGCCUGGGUCCGGGCCGUGGCUGUUCUCACCCUCACGGGCCCCCCUCCACGUUUCCUCCUGUCACGGCUCCGUGUUCAGGGCUCAGAGCCAGGACUCUGGGUUCCAUUCCCAGCUCGGGGGGGGGGUCUAGUGCUUGGAGCUGGUGGGGGCUGGGAGCCAGGACUCCUGGGUUCCAUUCCCAGCUCUCUCCAGCUGGGAUGCCGGGACAAGUUGCUUCCCGGUCUUGUGCUUCCAUUUCUCCAUCGGAUAGGGGGAAUGGGGAGAAACGGGGUGACAGGUCUGGCUCACCCACUCCUUCCUCAGACACCUAGGGAGCGACAGUUGGAAGAGGCGGUGAUGCCGCGGCCCGGUGCCUCUUGUGAACAGCCUGUGCAGGAUCUCUGGGGCAGGGGGAGCUCUUACAAACCUGGAGGGGCCCUUUCCACAGACCAUGUGUCCCUCUCCUGCCAGAAGUGCUAGGAAGGCUCUGUGAGGCGGGGCGCAGCCGGGGUGAUGCAGAAGGCCCCCCUGGGGUCUGGUUAACGAGCAGCCUUCUCAUCCCAGGGGAAAUGCAGGAUCUGACCAGCACAUCCUCCCACUGCCGCCUCUGCGAGUCUCCCUUCGGGUGGGCCCAGGUCUGAACUCCGCUUCACGGGCAAGGCUGCAUGGAGGCAGAGCCAGCAACGGGCGGGGGGAGGUCUGUCGGGCCAGGAGCUCUCUGUCCGGCCCAGUGACAUAAUCCGAGCUGCAGGAAGCGCGUUCUCAGGGUGCAUUAAUCCCCCUGAGCCUCAGAGCAGGGGGGAUGUUUGGGUGUUAAUUCCCAGCGGGGACAAAGCUCUCCCGUAGCCCUCCCCACAGCAGCGAGGGCCUAAACCAGGCCCCGUGGCACACAGCCACGAUGGAUGGACAGGGAGGGCGGUUGUUGCAUGGGCCAAACCUCACCGCCACCUGGCCGGGGGUGGGGGUGGGUACUCAGAGCCCCUCCUCUUGCUCGUGAGACUCUGGGUCACGUGGGAAACUCCUGAGCUUGUUGUGCAGUUAUCCCGGCUCCUGGGUGACUGCACACAGCACAGCCUCCCGGUGCUGGCCCGGAGGGUGUUUCCAGACCCGCCCCUAGGGGAGGCAGCGAGCCCCGGGGAGAAUUGACUGUGACGCUUGCUGGUCUUUCCAGGUUAGCAGUGGCCGAGUCCACCCCCUGUGCUGCAGGGACCACCCUAGGUCUAGGGCAGGGGUGGGGAAAAGGGCCUGCGUGGGCCGGAUCCAGCCCGCCAACUGGGUGGAUCUGGCCCACAGAGGGCCUGCUGCUCCCCUGCCCCCAGGCCAAUUAGGGCCUAGGGGAGGGUGAGCACGUGAAGCCUCCCUGCCCGGAGCAUGUGUAGCUUUGAAGUACCCCGUGCUCCUGGCAGGGUGGGAGGUGGCUUCCCACGCUCCCCCGCCCCCAGGUGUUGAUUGGCCGGGGGGGGGGGCAGGGA